Trichophyton benhamiae CBS 112371 is the source of this 1305-nucleotide messenger RNA. RefSeq lists its product as uncharacterized. The record is from RefSeq and is a predicted model, not a curated record. Gene Ontology annotation, molecular function: metallodipeptidase activity. Bases 1 to 1305 code for a protein of 434 amino acids. Gene Ontology annotation, biological process: proteolysis. Lineage: Eukaryota; Fungi; Ascomycota; Eurotiomycetes; Onygenales; Arthrodermataceae. The transcript has 2 exons.
AUGGGUCUCUGGAUUGCCGAGCAACUUAAGACUCUCGGUGCUGAGGUCGAGCUGCGAGAGCUUGGAAAAGAACCCGGCAGAGAACACCUUGAUCUACCCCCCGUCGUUCUCGCCCGCUACGGCAGCGACCCCAAGAAGCGCACCGUCCUGGUUUACGGCCAUUACGAUGUCCAGCCCGCCCAGAAGGAGGACGGCUGGGCUACCGAGCCAUUCGACCUCACCGUUGACGAGCAAGGCCGCAUGUUCGGCCGUGGCAGCACCGACGACAAGGGCCCCGUUCUCGGCUGGAUCAACAUCAUUGACGCCCACAAGCAGGCCGGUGUCCAGUUCCCCGUUAACUUGCUCUGCUGCUUCGAAGGAAUGGAGGAGUUCGGCUCUCUCGGCCUCGAGGAGUUCGUCAAGGCAGAGGGUCCCAAGUACUUCAAGGAUGCUGACGCUGUCUGCAUCUCUGACAACUACUGGCUCGGCACUGAGAAGCCUUGCCUCACCUACGGCCUCCGUGGAUGCAACUACUACUCCAUCACUGUCUCUGGCCCCGGCCAGGACCUUCACAGCGGUGUCUUUGGCGGUACUGCCCACGAGCCUAUGACCGACCUCGUCAUCCUCCUCUCCAAGCUCGUCGACUGCCAGGGUAACAUCCUCAUCCCAGGUAUCAAGGAGCUCAUUGCCCCCGUCACCGACGAUGAGCAGAGCCUCUACGACGCCAUUACUUACUCCAUGGACGACUUCCACACCUCUCUCGGUAGCAACACCUCCAUCAUGCCCACCAAGGAGACCACCCUUAUGCGCCGCUGGAGAUUCCCCUCUCUUUCCGUCCACGGUGUCGAGGGCGCCUACUCCGCCCCCGGAUGCAAGACCGUCAUCCCCGCCAAGGUCAUUGGAAAGUUCUCUAUCCGUACUGUCCCCAACAUGGGCAGCGAGGACGUCACCCGCCUUGUCACAGAGUUCGUCAACGCCGAGGCCGCUAAGCUCCAGACCAAGAACACCAUCAAGGUUGAGCUCAUGCACGACGGAAAGUGGUGGGUUGCCAGCCCAAAGCACUGGAACUUUGCUGCCGCCUCCAAGGCUGUCAAGCAAGUCUUUGGCGUCGACCCAGACAUGACUCGUGAGGGUGGAAGUAUCCCAAUCACCCUUACCUUCGAGGAGGCUACCGGCAAGAACGUCCUUCUCCUCCCCAUGGGCAGCUCUACCGAUAUGCCCCACUCCAUCAACGAGAAGCUCGAUACCCGCAACUACAUUGAAGGAACCAAGUUACUCGGUGCAUACCUCCACUACGUCGCCGAGGAGCCAAUGAACGAUGCAUAG